Messenger RNA from Diversispora eburnea, 393 nucleotides. The record is from the annotation of a GenBank genome assembly. NCBI's taxonomy places the organism in Eukaryota, Fungi, Glomeromycota, Glomeromycetes, Diversisporales, Diversisporaceae.
AUGGAUUCAACUGACCAUGAAGGCCAUGGAGGUAACUCGACAUGCAAUUCUCAUAUGCUUUGGAAUUGGGAAACCAAAAAUGUUUGCAUUGUUUUCUCUUGGUGGAGUGUAAACUCUAUUCCUAUCUUGAUUCUUUCUUGUCUUAUCGUUCUUCUACUUGCAACAUCCUUUGAAGUUUUGAGAAAUUUAUCAAGGAAAUAUGAUCGAAAAAUUUAUUCUGCUGCGCAUAGUGAAUUAGAAGAGGGUGAAGGUGAUUCUUCGAAUAGUUCAGCUGCCAAUAAGAAUCGUUUUAUCAGUAUUAUACUUGGAGCAGGUUUAGGGUAUUUUUUUUUCGGAAAACAUACUAUUUCGGGAACAUUAAUUGGAGAAAGGGAAAUUGUGGGAUGUCAUUGA